UCGGGUACUGACAGAUGGCGGUGUGAACUCGCGGCCUGCUGCUGCUCUUCCUGUAUGCGCGAGGAUCCCGCGAACAUCACUCGAACAUUCGACACUGUUGGUUUGGCGCGAGCGGCUGGCGGGAAAAAGUGUAAGUUAAGUUGUGAUGGCCAAGCGGAUCGCAGAGAAAGAGUUGACGGACAGGAACUGGGACCAGGAAGAUGAAAAUGAGGAGGCAGGAAUGUUUUCUCUAGCAAGUGAAGAUGUGAUAAAGAAUCGUUCCAUCAAGAAGGCCAAGCGUCGUAAUACAGGUUCAGAGGGAGAGAGCGGAGGAGCUUUUAAAGCCUUCAAGGGAUUCUCGCUCACCCCGGGAGGAGGGACGCCAUCAUUCUCGGGCUUUGGUAACGGCGCUGGGUUCAAGCCUCUGUCCGGUCUGACCAAUGGCAGCGUGGCUUCAGUCGCUCCAUCUUUCGCAGGGUUUAACUCAUCCACGCCAGCUAAGACCAACAGCGGUCUCUCAACAUUCAUCAGCUCUAAACCCACAGACGGUGAUGUCACCUCUAAUGGCUCCGCCUCCAGCAGUGGCAGUAAAGAAUACAAUCGCCAGCUCACCGCACUCAACUGUUCAGUGCGCGACUGGAUCACCAAACACGUCAACGACAACCCCCUGUGUGACCUUAACCCCAUCUUUCGUGACUACGAGCGACACUUGGCAAGCAUCGACAAGAAAUACGGCAGCGGCACGUCGGACGGCGCAGGAGAGAGCACGUCUUUUGGAGGGGAACAGAAGCGGCUUCAGUCGAGCGCUGCGUCAGUUUCUGUCGCGGGGGAUUCCAGCAGCAGCGCAGCACCUUCGCUCUUCUCGUUUAAAGGGAAAGACGCUGCAGCUGCAGAGAAACCUGAGGCGCGUGCUGCCGUUCCUCCGGGUGUCUCCUUUAAGUUUGGACAGAAGGUGGACAGCUCUGUCCUCAGCUCACUCGGGUCCAGCGGUGCUCCGUCUUUCUCCUUCUCGUCAUCUUCGUCGUCAGGCACGUCUGCGUUCGGAGCAGCUGCUCCUGCGGUUUCAACUUCUGUCAGCGCAGCCAGCAACAGCCAAACUGCAGAUGAAAACGGUGAGGAGUCAGACGAGCCCCCUGUUCCUGUGGUUAAAGAGAUCAAGGAGAAAGACGCCUUCUACUCCAAAAAAUGCAAGUUGUUUUAUAAGAAAGACAGCGAGUUUAAAGAAAAGGGGGUGGGAACGCUGCAUCUGAAGAUGGUUACUGAUGGCAAACUUCAGCUGUUAGUUCGAGCAGAUACCAACUUGGGGAACAUCUUGCUGAACAUCAUGGUGCCCUCCUCCAUGCCUUGCUCACGAACUGGCAAAAACAAUGUGAUGGUGGUGUGUGUGCCAAACCCUCCCGUGGACGAGAAGAACCCCAGCACGCCCGUUCCCGUGCUCAUACGCGUCAAAACAUCAGAGGACGCAGACGAGCUUCAUCAGAUCCUCCAGGACAAGAAAGCCUGAAGCGUCCGUGCUCAUGUUUAUAAGCGUUUAGGACUAAACUUGGUUCGCACGACCACGGUUACAUUAUACACGCGUAACCGAGUUCACUCGAUCUGUCCGAGCUCAAAGCGUUCUUUUAUGUCCAGUUUAAUCAUCUGUAAGUGUGAAACAAAUCGGCUCACGUACUGUGAAAUCACUUGUGGUCCUACUGUAAACGCUGUUCAUCGCAUCAGUUUCUCUUUUGUUAUAACAAAGACACGAGUCUGGAUCUAUCAACAUUCCUUGGAGUUUUAAUUGAGCUGCUAUUUAAGGAAUUAUCCGAGGAUAAGACAGUUUUAUGUGGGAUGGUUUAUUUUUAAUUCAUCUGUAAGUAAGGGAUGUGUUGCGUACGGGUUUCCAUACUUGCACAUGUUGAUAAAGAGCCGUCAUUUAGUGCUCAGUAUUAAACAUUAAACAUGCUGAAAUCUUCAGUUGCCUCUUUAAGUUUUUAUUUUUUCAAGAACAAAAUGAUGCAUGGAAAGAUUUUCGUUGCAACCUCAUGAAAGAUCAUUACGGGGAUCAGAUGUUGUUUUGUAUUUGUCUGAAUGUUUAUUCAGGAUGAAGAGUUUGUGUCAUCCAAACCGUAUGAUGUCCAUGAUGAGCCCUUAAUGAUCUGUGUAAAUGAGUAGUUUUGCUUUUUGAACUUUUUACUGCCUUAUAUUCUGGGUUAUGUGUUUAAGUGGCACUAGAUCUACCAUAGGUUCAAUGACUGCUAAUAAAUCAAAUGAAAAGCCAUGAAUAA
Messenger RNA from Misgurnus anguillicaudatus (oriental weatherfish), 2243 nucleotides. It is a transcript of the gene nup50, whose product is annotated as nucleoporin 50. NCBI's taxonomy places the organism in Eukaryota, Metazoa, Chordata, Actinopteri, Cypriniformes, Cobitidae. Gene Ontology annotation, biological process: protein import into nucleus. Gene Ontology annotation, cellular component: nuclear pore. The record is from RefSeq and is a predicted model, not a curated record.